Messenger RNA from Folsomia candida, 3443 nucleotides. RefSeq names its product sodium/hydrogen exchanger 10. The record is from RefSeq and is a predicted model, not a curated record. NCBI's taxonomy places the organism in Eukaryota, Metazoa, Arthropoda, Collembola, Entomobryomorpha, Isotomidae. The transcript has 21 exons. The coding region runs from base 1 to 3417 and encodes 1138 amino acids. Gene Ontology annotation, cellular component: membrane. Gene Ontology annotation, biological process: proton transmembrane transport. Gene Ontology annotation, molecular function: sodium:proton antiporter activity; monoatomic ion channel activity.
AUGAGCCUGAAAUAUAAUAUUCCGCAAUGCUACAUAAUCUUCUUUGCAGCUGUAAUUUUUUUAGUGGAUAAGGUCCACGCUGGAGAUGACAAGCCAACCGCUGCAAGGGAAGGAUACGAACAUGACGAGCUAAAAGAAUUUGUAGAUUUUUGCGAACGCCAGAUUGAACUCCGAAAUGAUCCUGAGAGCAUUAAAAGAGACUGUAAGCGAAUACACGAAAAAGAUUUCCGAGAUGACGAUCUGCGGAUGCUCUUUAGUUUGUUCGUCAUCAUUCUUUGGGGAGCGUUGACAAGGACGCUGUUACGGGUCCUCAAGCUGAACAUCCCUUACACCGUCGUGCUCAUGUUUUCUGGAAUAGUUGUGGGCGUAAUUGCUCGAUAUUAUUGUCCUACAUGGUACACUUUUACGGCUAUUGCAAGGAUAAAACCGGAAAUCAUCUUAUUUGCAUUCCUCCCUGUUUUGAUAUUCGAAACGGCGUUUGGAAUUUCGUCCCAUGUCUUUAUCAAAGCGAGCAUGCAGAUUCUCAUCUUGGCAUUUCCUGGAAUGCUUAUUGCUACUGCAUUAACUGCAAUGCUUUGCUAUCAAUUUUUCUCGGAGUACAAAUGGACAUUUUUACAAGCAUGUUUUUAUGGAUCAAUUAUAUCGGCUACAGAUCCAGUCGCAGUGGUCGGCAUACUGAAAGAAGUAGGAGUCUCGGAAUCUCUGAGCGUUAUUGUGGACGGAGAAUCGUUACUGAACGACGGGGUGGCAAUUUUGCUCUUUGAAAUAUUUCAAGAUCGUUUAAAGGAAGACGAGGAACUGUCAAGUGGUCAACUUGCUGGAAAUGUUAUAAUCAUGUUUCUCAGGAUUGCAGUUGGGGGUCCAAUCUUUGGAUAUAUUGCUGCCAAAAUUGCAAUUUUUUUUUUAAACAGGAUUGUAGAGAUUACCAUAACUCUGGUCUCUGCAUACCUUACAUAUUACAUUGCUGAAGAUGUCCUUGGAGUUUCCGGCGUUUGUGCUGUGGUGCUUCUGGGAAUUACCAUGUCGUCUGAGAAGACUUGCAUCAGUCCCGAUAUCUUGGAAGAGGUUCACGAAUUUUGGGAAAUGGCCGCCCAUUUGGCCAACACUGUGUUGUUUUUUGUUACCGGAAUUGUCAUCUCGGAGCGAGGUUCACGAGAUUUGACAGCAGUGGACGUGUACUACUUGAUCUUGUUUUAUUUUGCCUUAAACUUCAUAAGGUUUUUAAUGUUGAUCGUCUUGAGCCCGUUACUGAGUCGUUGUGGGUAUGGAAUUACCUGGCAAAAUUUGAUCGUCAUGAUGUGGGGUGGGUUACGUGGAGGAAUAGGAAUUUGCCUGUCAUUGCAAGUCUAUGAGGACACUUUUUUCUGCGAUGAUACAAAAUUAGGACCAAAGAUUCUCUUUCAUACGGCUGGCAUCGUGUUGCUUACUUUACUGAUCAACGGGACAACAACCAAGAAACUGCUCGAGUUGUUGGGACUUACGGCAAUCACUCCUGGACAAAUUGAAGAGAUGCAACUUGCCGUUAAGCAUUUGGGGGACACGCAGAAAAAGGGCGUGGCAAUGUUGAAGCAUGACCGAUAUCUUACAGAUGCCAAUUGGGAUUACGUUUACACUUUCACGGCGAUGAGCGAUCCCUACAAAGAUGCCAUCGUUAAAUCCAGAAAACCAAGGCCGGAAACGUCAAUCCUGUCCUUUCACGACGAUACACAGCAGCAUCCGUGCCCCCAAUGUAACAGUUUAGUGGAAAAUGAACCAAGCAAUGAGGAGUACAGGGUCAUGACGGAGGAAGCACGGCUUAGAGUUUUGAAGGCUUUAAAAAUCUCAUAUUGGAGGCAAUUCGAACAAGGCGUAUUGACUGAGGAGGCUGUGAAAAUCUUGGUGGCAGUGUCCGAUUCAUUCACCGACGUCGAGUUGUCCAUGAUUCACACCAAAGAUAUCCAAAAAUAUUGGCAAGUUCACGGCUUUGCUUCCAUGCUCCGAGCAAAAAUGAUUGUUCAAUUUGGCCCGUCUGGAAAGUUUUUGGAUAAGACGCACGCAAAACCAGCAAAUAAAUUCCGUGUCCCUUUUUGGUGGAUUGUUUCUCGGAAUUGGUUUGACGCUCUGAUGACGGUUGUUGUACUUUUAAAUAUGAUCCCAGCCAUUUGGGAAUUUGUCAUCGACAUCAGUGCAGAUGAUUCUCAUUGCGACGCAGGACGCAGUGUGUUUUUCAUUCUGAACGUUGUAUUUACGUGCAUUUACAGUAUCGAAUUUAUCUUCAAGAUACUUGGUUUUGGGUGCAAAGAAUACUGGUUGAGCAAAUGGAACGGUAUCGAUUUUCUAGUUCUACUCGUCGGAGUCUUGGAUUUUAUCCUGAGCUUGUACCGUUGUAGUAAAAAGUCAAAGAAUAGUGGAUUUACAAAAAUUUUGAAGGGAUUAAGACUAUUUCGUAUUAUUCGAAGUGUUCGGCUAAUCAAGCCCUUGAUUCCAGCAAUCAUUAUAUUCUUGAAUGGACGCGUCAAUCGUGAAAUGUUUUUUGGCUAUGAUGUCGCAGUCGGAUAUCUCACAGCUAUUGAUGACGUGCUCAAGUACAUUAAUCAAAUGAUUGAAAAUGCCCAUGUCUCCAAAAAAUUGAAGGGUCACUUGGAACGAGAACGACAAGAGACGCUGAAAGAGAUUGGUCUCAUUCAACGAGACCAUCCUGGAAUUGCUAUUGCCGUGAAGACUCGGCAUGCAAGCCGAAAUGCUCUAAAUCAAAUGCGGAAUUCCUUAAAUGACCUUCGGAUGGAUGGAUUGCUCGAUGAAAAAGAGAACAUGUUGCUCACUAUUGAAAUUGAAGAACGGAUGAAGCGUCUAUGGUCCUCGCCAAACUAUAUUGCACCCUCCUCACCGGAAGUACUCUUACAAAACUUGUCUUGGGUUUAUGGGAACAAUGAUCUCAAGGAUUUCGUUUUUAGCAAUGCGGAAAUCGUGACGUUCAGCAACGGGGACAUUGUCGCAUCUGCUGGAGACGAACCAAAUGGGAUUUACGUAAUAAUUUCAGGCAUGGUGAGAAUCACCUUUGUUCCUACUAGGGCUGUGAUGAGGGACCGCGUCGAAUACGGUUCAAUUCCAAACGUGGAAAUAUUUCGUGACUUUGAUUUUGAUAAACAAGCCGAAGAUUUUUUCACCUCUGGUACCGUCAUUGGAGAAUCCGGUCUUUUGACGCGACGACCCCGAAGUGGGACCGUGAUCUGUGAGUCGGAUGAGCUGAAGGCGUACUACAUCCCGAUGUCCAUCAUGGACCAAGCAAUGGCCAAGUUUAAUGAUCCAUACGACAGUCUUGAAGCUCGAUUGUGGAGAUCGUGCGGAAUUCGGAGAGGAUCAACUUUCUUGCCUACGACAAACUUUUACCAGGCAACUUUCCCUUAUUUGUAUUUUGCGAUACUCAAUCUCAAUUAGUUUUUAUUUUCAUAGUCGUGGCCCAG